Molecule: messenger RNA, 444 nt
Organism: Phacochoerus africanus (Common warthog)
Lineage: Eukaryota; Metazoa; Chordata; Mammalia; Artiodactyla; Suidae
Product: ubiquitin-conjugating enzyme E2 D2-like
Exons: 1
Coding region: 1-444 (147 amino acids)
Biological process (GO): protein K48-linked ubiquitination; ubiquitin-dependent protein catabolic process
Cellular component (GO): nucleus
Molecular function (GO): ubiquitin conjugating enzyme activity
Source: RefSeq, a predicted model, not a curated record
AUGGCCCUAAAGCGCAUCCACAAGGAGCUCCUCGACCUGUCCCGGGAUCCCCCAGACCAGUGCUCCGCUGGGCCAGUGGGAGACGAUAUGUUCCACUGGCAAGCAACCAUAAUGGGGCCCAAUGACAGCCCCUACCAAGGAGGAGUCUUCUUCCUAACAAUCCACUUUCCUUCCGAUUACCCUUUCAAACCACCCAAGAUCGCAUUCACCACCCAAAUUUACCAUCCAAACAUUAACAGAAAUGGAAACAUCUGCCUGGACAUCCUUAAGUCUGAGUGGUCACCAGCCCUGACAAUUUCCAAAGUGUUGUUAUCCAUUUGCUCCAUGUUGUGUGACCCCAACCCAGAUGAUCCUUUGGUUCCUGAAAUUGCUAAGAUCUACACAAACGAUAGGAGGAAGUAUGAUAGAAUUGCUCGUGAAUGGACUGAGAAAUACGCCAUGUAG